AUGCGGAUAGUGGGCGGGUCCUUGGCGGUGGAGGAUCAGUGGGGGUGGCAGGCCAGUCUGCACUGGAGGGGCCAGCAUGUCUGUGGGGGGGCAAUAAUCACCCCCCGCUGGAUCAUUACCGCCGCCCACUGCUUCGUAGAGUUCGAUAUGAUGCUGGAAUCUGAUUGGCAGGUGGUGAUCGAUACGAUCGUGGUGACGCAUGGAAAACGAUACAACACCCUGCGGAUUUACCCCCACCCUAAAUACACCCAGGAUACCAACGACUACGACCUCAGCCUCCUGCUCACCGACUCCGACAUGAGGAUGGGGGAUGGCGUGAGACCUGUCUGUCUGCCGGCGUAUAAACAGACCUUCCCUGCCGGCUCCUCCUGCUGGGUGACUGGGUGGGGCUACACUCGGGAAGGAGGUACCGUGUCACCGCAGUUGCGUCAGGCGCUGCUGCAGGUAAUUGAUCAGGUGGUCUGCGCCGGUCCGGCGGUCUAUGGGUCCUACCUUACUCCCAGAAUGCUUUGCGCCGGGAGCAUGGAGGGAGGCGUGGACGCUUGUCAGGGAGACAGCGGGGGUCCUCUGGUCUGUCAGACGGCUGAUGGUGAUUGGAGGUUGGCGGGCGUGGUCAGCUGGGGCGAGGGGUGUGGCCGACCCAACAAACCAGGUGUUUACACUCGAGUCUCUCACCUGCUGCAGUGGCUCAACCAAUACAUACAGGAUGAAGAUCCAGGUAGAACCAGUGGAACCACAACAGAACAGAACGACACAUUCUGACCCGUUUUUAUUAUUUAAUUUAUUUUCUAAUAAACUUUAUUUUUCUUACACUGA
Astyanax mexicanus (Mexican tetra) is the source of this 816-nucleotide messenger RNA. RefSeq names its product transmembrane protease serine 5-like. The record is from RefSeq and is a predicted model, not a curated record. NCBI's taxonomy places the organism in Eukaryota, Metazoa, Chordata, Actinopteri, Characiformes, Acestrorhamphidae. Gene Ontology annotation, molecular function: serine-type endopeptidase activity. Gene Ontology annotation, biological process: proteolysis. The transcript has 6 exons. The coding region runs from base 1 to 762 and encodes 253 amino acids.